Alligator mississippiensis (American alligator) is the source of this 7425-nucleotide messenger RNA. RefSeq names its product intersectin 1 (gene ITSN1). Gene Ontology annotation, molecular function: molecular adaptor activity; protein binding; calcium ion binding. Lineage: Eukaryota; Metazoa; Chordata; Crocodylia; Alligatoridae. The record is from RefSeq and is a predicted model, not a curated record. Gene Ontology annotation, biological process: endosomal transport; clathrin-dependent synaptic vesicle endocytosis; intracellular signal transduction. The coding region runs from base 180 to 5324 and encodes 1714 amino acids. Gene Ontology annotation, cellular component: plasma membrane; intracellular vesicle; presynaptic membrane. The transcript has 39 exons.
UUUCCUUCCCCCCCCCCCCCCCCGGCCCAGACGGCGGCGGGAGGGAUGGUGUGUCUCGCGGUGGCGGUUGCCGCGCCGGCUCUUCCGUCUCCGUCCCCGCCGCCAUCGCCGCGGCAGUGAUCGGGGCGGCGCUCCCGCAGGGAUGAGGCCUCCAUUAGCAAGCUAAAAGUGACUGAACCAUGGCUCAGUUUCCAACACCUUUUGGGGGCAACCUGGAUAUCUGGGCCAUAACUGUGGAAGAGAGAGCUAAGCAUGAUCAGCAGUUCCAUGGUCUGAAACCAACAUCUGGAUUUAUCACUGGUGAUCAAGCUAGAAACUUUUUUUUUCAAUCUGGAUUACCUCAACCGGUGUUAGCACAGAUAUGGGCACUGGCUGACAUGAAUAAUGAUGGGAGGAUGGACCAGUUGGAAUUUUCUAUAGCUAUGAAACUUAUCAAACUAAAACUACAAGGUUAUCAGCUUCCCCCUGCACUGCCCCCUGUCAUGAAGCAACCACCCAUUGCUAUUUCUGGUGCACCAGGGUUUGGUAUUGGGGGUAUUGCUGGCAUGCCGUCUCUUACAGCUGUCGCCCCAGUGCCAAUGGCAUCCAUUCCAGUAGUAGGGAUGUCUCCACCACUAGUAUCUUCUGUUCCUACAGCAGCAGUGCCUCCCCUGGCUAAUGGAGCUCCUGCUGUUAUACAACCUCUGCCUGCUUUUGCUCAUCCUGCCACAUUGCCAAAGAGUUCUUCCUUUAGUAGAUCUGGUCCAGGGUCACAAUUAAACACUAAACUGCAAAAGGCACAAUCGUUUGAUGUGGCUAGUGCGCCUCCUGUGGCAGAAUGGGCUGUUCCUCAAUCAUCAAGACUGAAAUAUAGGCAGCUGUUCAAUAGCCAUGAUAAAACAAUGAGUGGACACUUAACAGGUCCACAAGCAAGAACUAUCCUUAUGCAAUCAAGUUUACCACAGGCUCAGUUGGCUACAAUAUGGAAUCUUUCAGACAUUGACCAAGAUGGGAAACUUACAGCAGAAGAGUUUAUUCUGGCUAUGCAUUUAAUUGAUGUGGCCAUGUCCGGCCAGCCAUUGCCACCUGUACUGCCUCCAGAAUAUAUUCCACCUUCAUUUAGAAGAGUACGCUCUGGCAGUGGCAUCUCUGCUGUAAGCUCGGUGUCCGUAGACCAAAGGUUACCAGAAGAACCAGUGUUGGAAGAAGAACAGCAGCAACCAGAAAAAAAAUUGCCAGUAACGUUUGAAGAUAAAAAACGUGAAAAUUUUGAACGUGGCAACCUGGAACUUGAAAAGCGGAGGCAGGCCCUUCUGGAGCAACAACGCAAAGAGCAAGAGCGCCUAGCACAGUUGGAACGAGCUGAGCAGGAAAGAAAAGAACGUGAACGACAGGAGCAAGAACGUAAAAGGCAACUAGAGCUGGAAAAGCAACUGGAAAAACAACGGGAAUUAGAACGUCAGAGAGAAGAAGAAAGGAGGAAAGAAAUUGAAAGGCGAGAGGCUGCAAAAAGGGAACUUGAAAGGCAAAGACAACUUGAAUGGGAGCGUAAUCGUCGGCAAGAGCUAUUAAAUCAAAGAAACAAGGAACAAGAAGAUAUAGUCAUUCUGAAAGCAAAGAAAAAGACGUUAGAAUUUGAGUUGGAAGCUCUAAAUGAUAAAAAACAUCAGUUGGAGGGAAAGCUUCAAGAUAUCAGGUGUCGACUGUCUACCCAAAGACAAGAAAUUGAGAGCACAAACAAAUCUAGAGAACUGAGAAUUGCAGAAAUUACCCAUUUGCAACAGCAGUUACAGGAGUCUCAGCAGAUGCUUGGAAGAUUAAUUCCAGAAAAACAGCUACUCAAUGACCAGUUAAAGCAAGUUCAGCAAAACAGUUUGCACAGAGAUUCACUUCUUACUAUCAAAAGAGCCUUAGAAGCCAAGGAACUAGCACGCCAGCAGCUUCGAGAUCAGUUAGAUGAAGUAGAAAAAGAAACCAGAUCUAAACUUCAGGAGAUUGAUAUUUUCAAUAAUCAACUGAAGGAACUGAGAGAGAUACAUAACAAACAGCAACUUCAGAAGCAAAAGAGUUUAGAAGCAGAGAGGCUGAAACAGAAGGAACAAGAGCGGAAGACCGUAGAACUGGAAAAGCAAAAGGAAGCCCAAAGACGAAUCCAGGAACGGGAUAAACAGUGGCUUGAUCGAGUUCAACAGGAGGAGGAACACCAGCGGCAAAAAAAACUUCAGGAAGAUGAAAAGCUAAAAAGGGAAGAAAUAACCAAGAAGAAAGAAAGUGAGGAGAAGGGCAAGCAGGACAUGCAAGAAAAGCUAAAUAAGCUUUUCCAACAACAUCAAGAGCCAGCCAAGCCAGCAGUCCAGGCUCCUUGGUCAAGUGCAGAAAAAGCUCCACUAACCAUUUCUGCUCAGGAGGAUGUAAAAAUAGUAUAUUAUCGAGCAUUGUAUCCUUUUGAAUCCAGAAGCCAUGAUGAAAUCUCUAUUCAGCCUGGUGACAUUGUCAUGGUAGAUGAAAGCCAGACUGGAGAACCAGGGUGGCUUGGAGGUGAACUGAAGGGAAAGACUGGAUGGUUCCCUGCAAACUAUGCAGAGAAAAUACCUGAUAAUGAAGUCCCAGCUUCUGUUAAACCAGUACCUGACACUACAGCUGCACCUAAAGUUUCUGUGCGUGAAACUCCCACAUCUCUGGCAGCACCAGCUUCUACAGAAUCUACUACAACCACCGCCAACAACUGGGCAGACUUCAGCUCAACGUGGCCAACUAGCACUAGUGAGAAGCCAGAAACUGAUAACUGGGAUGCUUGGGCAACCCAGCCAUCUUUAACUGUUCCAAGUGCAGGACAGCUGCGGCAAAGAUCAGCCUUCACUCCAGCCACUGUAACUGGAUCAUCUCCUUCUCCUGUCCUGGGUCAAGGUGAAAAAGUAGAAGGGCUUCAAGCACAGGCUUUGUAUCCUUGGAGAGCCAAGAAGGACAACCACCUUAAUUUUAACAAAAAUGAUAUCAUAACAGUUCUGGAGCAGCAAGAUAUGUGGUGGUUUGGAGAGGUCCAAGGUCAAAAAGGAUGGUUUCCUAAAUCAUAUGUGAAGCUUAUUUCAGGCCCAAUAAGGAAGUCAACAAGCAUGGAUUCUGGUUCCUCAGAAAGUCCUGCUAGCUUAAAAAGAGUAGCAUCACCAGCAGCAAAAUCUACUAUGUCAGGUGAAGAAUACAUUGCUAUGUACACUUAUGAGAGUUCAGAACAAGGAGACUUAACCUUUCAACAAGGAGAUCUGAUUCUUGUGACAAAGAAAGAUGGUGACUGGUGGACAGGAACAUUGGGUGAUAAAUCAGGAGUCUUUCCUUCUAAUUAUGUGAGACUCAAAGAUUCAGAGGUCCCUGGAACUGCUGGAAAGACCGGAAGUUUAGGAAAGAAACCUGAAAUUGCCCAGGUUAUUGCCUCUUACACAGCAACGGGUCCCGAACAACUUACCCUUGCUCCUGGUCAGCUUAUUCUCAUCAGAAAAAAGAAUCCAGGCGGAUGGUGGGAAGGAGAACUUCAGGCACGAGGGAAAAAGCGACAGAUAGGAUGGUUUCCUGCUAACUAUGUAAAACUUUUAAGCCCCGGUACCAGUAAAACUACACCAACUGAGCCACCUAAAUCAACAACAUUACCUUCAGUGUGCCAAGUAAUUGGCAUGUAUGACUACACUGCACAGAACGAUGAUGAACUGGCAUUCAAUAAAGGCCAGAUCAUAAACGUCCUUAACAAGGAAGACCCAGACUGGUGGAAAGGAGAAGUGAAUGGACAAGUGGGUCUCUUCCCCUCCAACUAUGUGAAGCUGACAACAGAUAUGGACCCCAGCCAGCAAUGGUGUGCAGAUUUACAUCUCCUGGACAUGUUGACACCUACGGAAAGAAAAAGGCAAGGGUAUAUCCAUGAACUUAUUGUAACAGAAGAGAACUAUGUGAAUGAUCUGCAGUUAGUCACAGAGAUUUUCCAGAAACCACUGAUAGAAUCUGAGCUGCUCACAGAAAAGGAAGUGGCUAUGAUUUUUGUUAAUUGGAAGGAGCUUAUUAUGUGCAAUAUCAAGCUACUAAAGGCACUGCGUGUUCGUAAGAAGAUGUCUGGAGAGAAGAUGCCAGUGAAAAUGAUUGGUGAUAUACUGACGGCACAGCUACCACACAUGCAACCUUACAUUCGAUUCUGUAGUUGCCAGCUUAAUGGAGCUGCACUCAUCCAGCAGAAAACAGAUGAAGUCCCAGAGUUCAAGGAAUUUGUUAAAAGGUUAGCAAUGGAUCCGCGCUGUAAAGGAAUGCCACUGUCAAGUUUUCUACUAAAGCCUAUGCAACGGGUAACAAGAUACCCACUAAUAAUUAAAAAUAUCAUUGAAAAUACUCCUGAAAAUCACCCUGACCACAGUCACCUGAAGCAUGCUUUGGAGAAAGCUGAGGAAUUGUGCUCCCAAGUAAACGAAGGAGUGCGUGAGAAGGAAAAUUCAGACAGGCUGGAAUGGAUCCAGGCUCACGUUCAAUGUGAAGGUCUAUCUGAGCAACUUGUAUUUAAUUCAGUUACCAACUGCUUGGGACCACGCAAAUUUUUGCACAGCGGGAAACUCUACAAAGCCAAGAGCAACAAGGAGCUGUAUGGUUUUCUGUUCAAUGAUUUCCUCCUGCUGACUCAGAUCAUAAAGCCCCUUGGCUCUUCUGGUACCGACAAGGUCUUCAGCCCCAAGUCUAAUCUGCAAUAUAAAAUGUACAAAACUCCCAUUUUUCUGAAUGAGGUACUAGUCAAAUUACCUACAGACCCUUCUGGAGAUGAGCCCAUCUUCCAUAUCUCCCACAUUGAUAGAGUCUACACACUUCGUGCAGAAAGCAUAAAUGAAAGGACUGCCUGGGUUCAGAAAAUUAAAGCUGCUUCAGAACUCUACAUAGAGACUGAGAAGAAGAAGAGGGAAAAGGCCUACUUGGUUCGUUCCCAAAGGGCAACAGGCAUUGGAAGGUUGAUGGUGAACAUCGUAGAAGGUAUUGAACUGAAACCCUGCAGGUCACAUGGAAAGAGUAACCCCUACUGUGAAGUGACCAUGGGCUCUCAGUGUCACAUCACCAAGACUAUACAGGACACUCUCAAUCCUAAAUGGAAUUCAAACUGCCAGUUCUUUAUCAAAGACCUAGAGCAGGAUGUGCUGUGCAUAACAGUGUUUGAGAGGGAUCAGUUCUCCCCAGAUGACUUUCUGGGCAGAACAGAAAUCCGUGUGGCAGAUAUUAAGAAGGAUCAGGGCUCAAAAGGACCAGUCACAAAGUGUCUCCUUCUUCAUGAAGUCCCAACAGGAGAGAUAGUAGUCCGACUAGAUCUGCAGUUGUUUGAUGAGCCUUAGAGGGAAAUCAGUAUUUCAUUUUAAUCUGAGUUCACUGCAAUAGGUGUCUGCAGAAGCUCUCAAAAUCCUUAUCCCUUUUAUAUGAAACUACUGCUUGCCCUUCACGUGCAAGAGGGUUAUCAAAGCAAACAGGAGCAUCUAUGUGCCUUGAUAAUCCUUGCUGAAAACUGCACCCCUAUUUUGUGAGGAAACUUUUCUCACCCUAUACGUGGAACUUUACCAUAAUUUUCAGGGCUCCUGAAAAUAACAUAGUGGUAACUUGUGCUCCAGUUUGAAAGGUUAACAAACCGUAUAGAUAGCUGCACUUGCACCAGUUACACUAUUAUUUAACUUUCAUGAAGCAGUCAGUGUCUCUACCUUUGAAGGUUUUCUGUAAACUUUCCCCCUAAGAAUGCUGUGCCUAUUACCCCACAAAAGUGGUGUGUAAACAUAACGUGAAUGAACACUUACCAGGUAAGAUGAUCGCCAAUAAUUUACCUGUAGAUCUUCACGGUACUAUUGCAAAGAUAUUCUUUUUUUUUAAAUGCAUAAUAAGCAGAUCUGAUGCUGUUAGUGCACCACGUGCAGACUCAGCCUCUCAAAAUAGGGUUCAAGUGGAACUGAAAAUUGUGCACAGGCUUUGCACUGUCCCUCUGCACAGAGCUGAAUUUCACCUUAAGAGUGCACUGACUUUCAAUACCUGUUGAAGUUUCAUUUUUUCUGUAGGGUUGUAAAUGCUUGAAUAAUGAGCACAAGUGAUAGAGAGCCCUGCUGAAUGUUGAACUGUAUCACUCAAAUACUACUUUGUGUGUAAACUGAUGGAUAAUCUGGUCACCAGCUGUAAUUAAAAAAAAUCACUGCGCUAGCUCAGGAAGCUAAUUUAUACCCUAUGGAGUCUAGUUAGAAAAGCAAUUAGUGGUGACUGGUUAUUAAAUUGUACUGUGCCUAAACAUAUUUGACAUCAUGGUGUUGAAAUCAGGGCAGUAGCAUAUUGUAGCUCACAAAGACAUUCAUUGCAAACCAGGUUUAUUAUAAAUUUGUUGACUGUAAUAUUUGAUGUGACCAGAAACAAAACCUUUGUUUGUGAUUGUGCAGAGUGAGUAACCCCAAAGCAAAAGGGUCUUGUUAUCUUAGUGAGGGGAGGGGAGUACAGGAGUUUUCCCAUGUAACUCCCCACACCCAUGCAAGCUGAGAUUUGGCAAAACGUCCCUAUUCAGCAACCUUGAGCACAGGCUUAAGUUCUACUUUCUUUAAGCACAUGCUUUAGUGUUUGCUGAUUUGGGACUUAAGAGGACAGUAGACCCCCUGAGAGUAACAUUCCUCUUUGUUCUGCUUGGAGUCCUUUUGUUCGUUAUCUAAUGAUCAUGCAUAAACUGGUAUUUUUGUAAUGGCUUCAUUUCAGAAUGGGAGGUGUUAACCAUUUCACUAGCAUGUUGAUGUUUUUGUGGAGCUUGCUGUUAGGUUUUGAUGUUCUUUGCAUGUUGUUUUGGUACUAGUUUCCACCUUUCCUGUAUAGAUGGUAUUCUCUAGCACUGCAAGUCUUUACAAUUUCCUUUAGGAAAUUAGGAUAUCUUCAUAAUGGAUAUCUAGUAUGGUGAUAAGUGUAAAACGUGAGGGGAAGUGUCUGUGUAUUAUAAUUUCCCACAAGACCACUGUAAUGUUUCAAGCAAUUGAAAACAUAAUCCUGUAUGUUGGAGGGACAACAAAGUUUACAUUUCAUACUUUUAAGAAUCGCUUUAUUAUUUAUUUAUUGAAGAUAGUGUAGAAUUUUGUAUCAGAAAUGACAUACUUAUGUAUUUUUUGAACAAAGCAGAGAUACACACUUUAGUUAGAAACUUUCAACUGACCACAUUUUAGAGGAAGUUUAACUUCAAGGCAUGCAUUUGUUUACCACUAACUGGCUGAAAACACAGUUAAAAGAACUUUUAAGUUUCUAUUUUUCAAUGUUGUUAAGAAAAUUGUUUCAAUUAAAAAUUGUAAAUAGUACUAAACCCAUGCUUUCCUAUUUCCAUAUCAAUACAUUUUAUUAAAUAUAAUGUAUAUGAAAAUACACGUUGUCGUGGUAGGAAGAGUGAUAAAAUCUAUUAAUGGAGUAACAUUAAAUGUCAUUGUUCUAACCUUU